Molecule: messenger RNA, 648 nt
Organism: Angiostrongylus costaricensis
Lineage: Eukaryota; Metazoa; Nematoda; Chromadorea; Rhabditida; Metastrongylidae
Source: the annotation of a GenBank genome assembly
AUGCCGUUACAGAUGUUCCCCGUACGGGUGGCGGUGGAAACAGUUCGAGCGCAGCAUUGUCUUUCAUGCGCUCACGACGGUCACAUACUGGUUGACACCUACGCCAUUGUAUCUGGCACAACUAUUUUAAGUCAGUUAGUCGAAACGGUCCUCUCGGCUCUUGGACAUCCUCAACUAGCACUGAACGCUCGAGGUCUGGUGCAGGUGAACAACUGGAAAGCACUUCCAUUCGAACAAAUCACCGAUAAUCCCGACGAGACCGUACACUCACUAUUCAAAGACAUUUCCGGUCAUAUUACGUUACGAAUUCUAACAAAACCCAGUACUUCAGACUCUGCAAGUACGCAGUGUAUAACCGAUCUCAAACAACGGUUGUUAAAAACAGCAGUAUCGAAAAAUCCACAAAUUCUCAACAGCGUGGAUAACCAACAGAUAAAGGAGCUUAUCAGCCAAGUAAUCGCCGGUGACGAUCCGGCCAUUCUCAAUCAUGAACAGAUAAACUCAAUCAACGAGUGGCUAGAGACGCUCGACCAAGGCGAUGAACGACGAAGGUCGGUAUUCGAUUACCGUUUAACGUCGUUGCGAACGUAUAGAUCCGGACGGCAAAUACUUACAGACGCAUAUCCUCACUGGAGCGGAUUACGAUAA